Molecule: messenger RNA, 598 nt
Organism: Drosophila gunungcola (fruit fly)
Lineage: Eukaryota; Metazoa; Arthropoda; Insecta; Diptera; Drosophilidae
Exons: 5
Coding region: 120-542 (140 amino acids)
Source: RefSeq, a predicted model, not a curated record
CUGACAAACAGUCCCUUAAACGUUCUGUAAAACACAUUGUUGGCGAUGAUGACGAAUUUGAAGAAACUUUAAACGGCGAACAAGAGAAUAAGGAAAAUUCAAACAAGAAUAAGACCGAUAUGGAUGGUUCAAAUUGCUUAAAAAAUGUCACCCAAACAGCACGAGGACCUUGCAGUCCGAUUUUAUUAAUGGGAAAGGCAGCAACACUGUAUACAGUUCGCGCACCACGACUUCCGCAGCGUGGGGCUUAUUUUCCUCCACAGGAAUCUAUUGGAGCACGUAUUUCCAAACGAAGCAGGAGCCAUAUGGGAUUCUUCAACGCAGUCCAACCAGCAACCGUGGCUCCAAAUGUAGCUCCGCCUGCUCAACUGGCCAAGCCACUGGAUGUCACCGCCUACUUCCACCAACUGUCUGCUAAUCUCAUCCAGCAACGCGUCUGCCAGGAGCCUUUUUUGGCCCUGUGCAAGCGCAUAGAUAGCUUGGUGGCCCAAUCCUCAAACGAAUCCAAACGGCUCAAAUUGAAAAAGAAAAUUACAAAGUAAUCAUAAAAUUACAUGGUACAAUUUCUGUAUAAUCAUAAAAUUUCAAAAAUGUAUAU